Molecule: messenger RNA, 7379 nt
Organism: Triplophysa dalaica
Lineage: Eukaryota; Metazoa; Chordata; Actinopteri; Cypriniformes; Nemacheilidae
Gene: rhobtb4
Product: Rho related BTB domain containing 4
Exons: 11
Coding region: 680-2830 (716 amino acids)
Biological process (GO): small GTPase-mediated signal transduction
Molecular function (GO): GTPase activity; protein binding; GTP binding
Source: RefSeq, a predicted model, not a curated record
UGACAGUUCACAUGUUUGAGAGGUGGGAGGAUGUGUUCCGAGGACAAAGGAAUCGCUGGCAUGUAGUUUUUUUGUCCGCCCAUAGUUAACUGGGGCACGUUUACGGACCGAAUAAUAAAAGUUACAUCCCUGUAUCACAUUCACGUUCGUGUAAAUUCUCACUCAACUAUUUAAUGACCGACGUUGAAUUUUUUCGUGCUUAGUCACUAACGCUCCCUUAAAAAUAGCUAAAACUCACAGAAUCUUGUAUUGUUUUUGGAGUAUGCGGUGCAAUAUCUGAAUGUCCCGAAGUGCAUUCCUCCACAGUUCAUGUAAAGUGAUCGUUGUUCAAAGGCGUGACAAAAUCAAACGGACGAGACAGUCAACUCGCAUCAGCACCACAAUAUCCACCCUCUCAGUAAAGCGUCUGCAGAUUUGGGCGAUACGAACACAUUUCGUCUUGUCUGUGUGGAAGCGCUCUUAACCCGAAGUCCUGCGAUCCCCGGACCGUCAGAACUGCUGUUCGGCAACUACACCACUGAGUCUGUGGCUGAACAAACUCUAUGACUUACGACAGAUUUGUAUUCAUCGUUUUGGAAGAAGGACGCUAAGCUGCAUCGUUUUAUAAAGUUUAAAGCAGUGAACGUAUCGACGAGCUGUGCAACCCGAAACCCGAGAAAUCUCACUAAGGGCCCUCUCAAUGGAUAUAGACACAGAUUAUGAACGACCUAAUGUGGAGACUAUAAAGUGUGUGGUGGUGGGUGAUAACGCGGUGGGCAAGACCCGGCUGAUCUGUGCCCGUGCCUGCAAUGCCACCCUUACUCAGUACCAGCUGCUUGCCACCCACGUGCCAACUGUCUGGGCCAUCGACCAAUAUCGGGUGUGCCAGGAGGUGCUUGAGAGGUCACGAGACGUGGUGGAUGAGGUCAGUGUCUCUCUCAGGUUGUGGGACACGUUUGGAGAUCAUCACAAAGACAGACGCUUCGCUUACGGCAGAUCAGACGUGGUAGUGCUGUGCUUCUCUCUGGCAAAUCCAAACUCUUUACGGCAUGUCCGCACCAUGUGGUUCCCUGAAAUUAAGCACUUCUGCCCCCGCACCCCGAUCAUCCUGGUUGGCUGCCAGCUGGACCUGCGCUAUGCUGAUCUGGAUGCUGUUAACAGGGCUCGCCGGCCCUUGGCUAAACCCAUCAAACCUACAGACAUUCUGCCCCCAGAGCGAGGCCAUGAGGUCGCUAAAGAACUUGGCAUUCCAUAUUAUGAAACGAGCAUUGUUGCUCAGUUCGGUGUUAAGGAUGUGUUUGACAAUGCUAUCCGUGCUGCACUCAUCUCUCGACGUCACCUCCAGUUCUGGAAGUCCCAUUUAAAGAAAGUCCAACGUCCCCUUCUUCAAGCCCCCUUUCUACCCCCCAGACCACCACGACCCGUGGUGGGCAUUCCCGAUCCUCCUCCCAUGGAUGGAGAAGGUCCGGACUCUCUUUUCUGCCAGCCCUUGUGCGGAGAUGUCCUGUUUCUCCUUCAGGGUGGAACCACUCGUGUCUUCUCUCAUAAGGUGUACCUUGCCACUUCCUGCUCUAAGUUCUAUGACCUUUUCACAAUGGAUCUUGGGACAGCUGGCGAGAAGAAGGACAGCGAGGAUAGCUCGGAGGGGAGCGAGGAGGAGGAGCAGAGCCGAAGAGGAGCCAAAGAACAGGCUGGGCGUACCAAAAGCCUGGACAUAGAUAAGGAAGGUGAAGGGGGUACCAGGGAUUCCAACAGGCUGCUCAUGUUGCAGCAAGGCUCCUUGAGGACUUCACAGAGCGAUAACGCUCUACCCGCCAGGAGCCAGCACUCUGUGGGACCUCUGGGAGCAGGCCGUCCUCUUUUGGGAUGGGGACGUGGUUUCUUAGGGGUGUAUUUGGAGAUUGUGGAUGAUCCUGUUACAGGGCGACCAAGACUCAUGACAGUAGUGUCCAUGGAUGAUCUUAUUCAGGAAGAGCCAUUCCAGGCAGUCCUGCAGUACCUUUACACAGGUCACCUGGAUGAGAGGCGUGGGGACCUGAUGCAGGUGGCCACCAUUGCUGAACUUCUGGAAGUCUUCGACCUGCGCAUGAUGGUGGCCAAUGCACUGAAUCACGAGAGCUUCAUGAAUCAAGAGAUUACCAAAGCCUUCCAUGUGCGUCGUGCCAACCGCAUCAAAGAAUGCCUGAGCAAGGGCACCUUUGCUGAUGUGGUGUUUCGAUUGGAUGAGGGUUAUCUGCCGGCCCACAAGCCACUGCUCAUCUCAAGCUGUGACUGGAUGGCAGCCAUGUUUCGAGGAUCUUUCAUGGAGAGCUACAUUGAGGAGGUGUCUAUUCCCAACACCAGUUGUGCCUGUAUGAGAGCAGUUCUGGAGUAUCUCUACUGUGGUUUAUUAACACCAUGUCCUGAACUGGAGCCAAUGGACCUUAUAAUACUAGCCAACCGCCUCUGUCUUCCCCACCUCGUAGCUCUUACAGAGCAACAUGCCGUUGAGGACCUGUUGCAGCUGUCCGUUAAAGGGGUGGACAUUGAUGGCCCUGUUCUGGCCUAUCUGGAGAUGGCUCAGUUCCACAAUGCCAAACAGCUCUCGGCCUGGUGUCUGCAUCACAUCUGCACCAACUAUAAUAGCGUCUGUCGCAAAUUUCCUAAAGACAUGAAGACCAUGUCUGCUGAAAACCAGAAACACUUCGAGAAGCAUCGCUGGCCCCCCGUCUGGUUCCUUAAGGAGGAAGACCGCUACCUCCGCUCUCAAAAAGAGCGAGAGCGCGAGGAAGAGAUCGUACGGAAGCAACACAUUAAACGGGGCUGGUGCUUCUGGAGACAUCCAUCCUCUGCAGCACCCCAUAUUUCUUGAAGGUUCAUUUCUACCCAUCAACCCCUUCACUCAUCUCCAUCCUGAGGCAUGUAGCCGAGCCUGGGGAUCCCUUUUUAAACGUCCAGGUGUGUCCGUCCUGGCUUCUCUGGAAAUUAUUGCGGGGUCUCUUUCCCCCGUACUUUCAUCUUCCCUCCAAGCUGGGCCUUAGUGGACUCCCUACCACAAGUGCUCAGAAUGUGUCAUUAAAUUGGUGAAGGCUUGAAGAACAUUUCAAAUCUGUUUCAACGUUAUGAGGUUUCACCACAUGCCAUCUUUGCAAUGACCUGACUCCACUACUCAAGACUGUUAUUAUUAUGAAUAUACACUUACACCAGCACCCUGUCUGUGCGCUGGCGCCCAGGCCCACGGAUGCUGCAUGGUGCUGCUGUGUUAAGCUUUCUUUGUGAGACCCGUUUCUGGGAAAACCGCCAUGUUCAAUGCAUACGAGCUGAAACACACCGUACGUUUUGAAUACAAAAAGCAACUAAAAUGGCGGCAGGGAUAUACAAAUUAAAAGGGGCUGUUGUCGCCCUGUUUCAAACUAAUGUUUGCUUUCAUUCUCACAACACAAAAAAUCUCCAUUUUUGAUCUUCCAUUGCCCCGUACCAACUGUGUUGCCUACUGAGGAACUCUUGUGUUUUUAACAUUUGUCUUAGUAGACCAGGGGCAGGAACAGAAGGGUUUAUUUCAGGUCUGUCACACAUAAACGCUCUAGCAAAGCACCAAAGACAGACACUCAUUCAGACGCAAACGCCUUACCAAAUUUACCGAAACAAGACAGCAAGUGAACAUAAAAUUAGGGAUAUUCAUACCACUGCCGUCAGAGAAUUAGCAAUCACAGCUAUAGAAUGAGUUGUUUUCUACAAUAUGACCACUAGCAAGCUACUUGACUUGCUUGCCUUUCGCCUCCACCACCAGGUGGUGCCCAUGCCUUCUGAGUCUACCCUUCUUUAGAAAGUAUUAGCAGCUCAUUUGUGUGUAAAUGGUUGACCUUCGCAUUCAAGAAUCCAAGCAUUUUGUAGCACCUAUUGGCAAAAUGUCUGAUAACCCCCCCAAAAUUGAUUGUGACGUUUGUUUUCAAGCUAAAAACAAAUGCUCCCCUCGGUUAUUCCUCUGGUCCUCUUCCUCUUAACCAAAGAGAGGGAGAAACUAUCAAUCCAUUUUCUCUAGUCUUUCAUAUGUUGCAUUGUGAUGAUUCACGGCUCAAAUGUCACUUUGCACUUUACACAUGCAGACGUGUGCUCAGGAUAAGCCUGCAAAAUGUCACAACAUUCAGCCACGCAUUCACCUCUCUAUACAAGUUUACCUGUUUUUGACAAUCUUAAUAACAGCCCGGCAAAAGUACAUCUUUUUUAUUAAGAAAAGCUUUAUGCAUUUCAAAACAGGUUUUGAGGUUAAACUGACACUUGUAAUAUACCCUUUCCUCACUUUUCAGAUCCGCUGUGAAGCAGUGUUAGAAUCUGUUUGCUUGAGUCUGUCUAUAUUGCCUUCCAUUUAAGUACAUGAGUGCCUAAGACCAUGUUACACUUUUCCUUCAGAAUUAAGAUACACUCAUCCUUCUAGUAUUUUUCGGUGAAGCAUGUUUGUUUUGCCUGUUUUGUGCCUUUAAACAAGAGUGUUAUUAAUAGCCAUUGGAGGUGAAUAAGAAAUCCAAGACUUUUCUUCCUGCCACCUCUUUGCUAUUCCUUGCUUUCUAACUUCGCUUUCUCGAGACUGCGCCCUGCUUUUCUCACCACCAGACAAGCUGAAAUCAUCAACAGCUACAAAAAUAGUCUUGCGGAGCCCAUGUGCCCUGAACGGCAGUGAAAUUGGAGAAAUUAAAAAUGCGAAAUGGAUUUGAAUAGACGCUUUUGAAACCUUAAGGGAAAUCUUGCAGUUAAUGCGUUUGUUUCAUUCCCUUGAUGGGAAUUCCACUUCUGCAAUAUUUAUAGGGACAGAAAAAUAAAUAAAUGUUUAUUGAAGCACUCAAAGACACACUAUAUGCCUACCCACUACCUAAAGGCUUGCUAUUAGUUAAACAUAGAAUGUACGGCUUUACUGUUUAUUUGCAGACUGGCUCUGCAAUGAAUUCUGUAUUAAAUCACAGCUUCCUUGUCCCGGAUAGCUGCUGUCUGCCCCUUAGAGACCACCUAGAGUUUGCUUACUGAAAGAAUAUUGACGCAAGGUACACAGACUACAGUUAUGAGCUUUGAGAAAAUGAUAAACAUCGGUAUACUUCCUUGGAUGGAAGCUUGUUGCCGUGGUGAUUUCCGGCUUGUUAGCACUUUUUGUCUUUGUAUGCUUCUGCACUUUUUUUGCUUCGAUUUGGUCUGGCUUUGUUGUGCAUGGCAUUGACUGUUUUUAAACUAUGGCUUUUUAAAAGAGGUUACAUUUUGUAGCAUGGAAUGGGUUUCUUCCAUUAAAACGGUGCUUCUGAUGGCCCUGUAUAUUCUGUGCUUGCAUGGAAAAAAAUACUUUCUCAUACUUUCUACUUUGAUGUCUACUGUGAUAAAGGCAUCACAGUCUUCCUCCCUUGUGCUUUUAUUGACUACGCCUUCACGAACUCUCGAGUUGUGUUUUGUAAUAGUAUUUAGAAGGUCUAGUUGAUUUCUUUUGAACGGUAUUGGAGAGGUCCCAUUAGCCCUUAAAACAAGUUGCAAGGAAUUGGUUUUACUCUAACAACUGCUAACAGUAUAACUACUAGUCAUGCACUUUAUCCUAAAAUAAAAUACAAAGUUAGAUUUCUUUUAGUUUAACUUUAAGUUGUCCUGAGUGGCAAAUUGUAAAAACAUUUAACGUAUGCACGUUUACAGGUAAGAUGUGCAUGGGUACGGUUUUGGGAGCGCUACCUUGAGAGUUAGCAUAUAGUUAUAAAUAGUGGUAGCUUUCAUUAUUCUUCAUUAUGCACUUUUGUCUUGUUAUUAUAAAACAUAAAUCCCUCAUUCAACCACAGAUAAUCCAGAAUCCUGUCUGGCAUCAUGUUAAUAGUAAUAUUGUUCUAUACUUGGUUAUUUAAGUGGUUUGCAUUGCGCAGCGUAUAAACUCAGAAUUUUUGUGAGAGAUGAGAGAUAAGAGUUAAAAGUUGUGGUCUGUGUUACCUGUGCCUUUUAUUCAAAGUCCUGUAAUCAUUGUCGUAAUAAUUUUUAAGAGAGGCCACCGCAUUUAGUUUCAGUCGGGGUGUUCAUAUAAACACACAACAGUAUACAGUUACCUGACUGCCAGCAGACCACUUUAUUGCUUUGUUUGCAUGCCUGUGGCCAGCAUGUAGCAAUCCCUUCUGUUCUUUGAGUGAUGUGAUACAUCUCUUUAUGAUUUUCCAUUGAAUCAUUUGAUUUUUUCCCUCUUUCUGAUUGUGCGGAGUUGAGCGGAAACUGUACUUAUUGUGAGCUGUGAUCAUGACUAGAAGGUUUCACAUUAAGAGAGGGUCAGAGGUACACUUUGCGCCCUCUACCGUCAGCCGAAGGCAAAACUGCUAAGGGUGAUUUUCCCUGAAAAGAUGUAAUACCAGAGCAGUUAUUGAGUACUUUCUUCUUGCAAUUCUAUUAAACUGGAAGGGUUAGCCACAACUUGUUUGUAAAAUGAAGUACAUCUAACCUCAUUUAAUAUAGGCAGAGAUCACUUUUAAGUUUCUUUUUGAAAAGAAAGAUUUUAGAACCACAUUCCAUUCUUCUCUUAAAGGGUUAGUUCAUCGAAAAAUGAAAAAUCUGUCAUCAUUUACUCACCCUCAGGUUGUUUAAAACCUGAAUACAUUUCUUUGUCCCGAUGAACAUAGAGAAAGAUGUUUGGAAGAAUGUUAUCAAUUUUCAGUUCUGGGACAUCACCCACUACCAUAUAGGAAAUAAAUUGUCCUGUUGAACACAUAAUGAUAUUUUGAAGAAUUUAGGAGAACUUCUUCCCACUAUGGUAGUCAAUAAUGUCCCGGAACUGAAAAUUACUCACAUUCUUCCAAAUAUCUUUCUGUUCAAAGCAAUUCCUACAGGUAUGAAAUUACACGAGCGUGAGUAAAUGAUGAUGACAGAAAUGUCCAUUUUUGGAUGAACGAUACCUUUAAGAAAAAAUGGAUCAGUCAGUUACAAUGAAGCACUUAUUCCCCUUGGCAGAUGAUGUGGUAUGUGUUCUGUCUAAGUGGUCAUUGCCAAUUUUGUCCUCUUGAGGGUAGGGAGGUGUCACUGGCUGCCUGUUAGAUUGACCCGACUCUUUACCUCUCUUCCUUAUCAAGUCUUUGAUUAUUUAAAGCUGUUUUGCACUUUGUGUUUUUAACCUAGUUUGAAGAAUUACUGUUCUGGUCCUAAAACAAAGUUUCUGUUACUGUUUUGUAAUUAUUGUACUUGGUCCGAACCAGAAGCACACACACUACACAUACACUAUGAAGGGCUUUUAAAAUACUAAAUCAGAAUGUUUUUGCUGCUGCUUCAAAAUAAAAAAAUAAAAACGUUUUAUUGAAUCCUUUGUAAUAUUUUUAAACAACUGUGAUUUGUACAAAAUGGAGUGUGGGGAAGGGUUGGAAAAAGUUGUCUGUUUCAGUAUCUUAAUGUUUGCUUGGCUUUUAAUAAAACUAAACUGAAAUAUA